Vitis riparia (riverbank grape) is the source of this 659-nucleotide messenger RNA. RefSeq lists its product as uncharacterized. The coding region runs from base 1 to 408 and encodes 135 amino acids. The transcript is spliced from 2 exons. Lineage: Eukaryota; Viridiplantae; Streptophyta; Magnoliopsida; Vitales; Vitaceae. The record is from RefSeq and is a predicted model, not a curated record.
AUGCUCUCUUUAAUUUCUUCUUCCAUAAAAGCAAACUGUGAACACUCACUCAGAGAGGUACAGAGCCAAAGAAUCAAAUCCACAGUUUCAGUUUCUCUCUCUAGUCUCUCUAGCAUUCAUUGUGAGUUGGGGCGUUGCGUGAAUGGAAUCGGAGAAAGCAGUGAAUGUGUUGCAAGUUCUGGUUGUCAUCAUCACCACAGGUCCUCCUUGAGGCAUCAUCAAAACGGCGUCGUUUCCGGGGUUCUUCGUCGCUCCCUCACCGUGGUCCUGGAGCUGCUUAAGUGCUCUGUUUGCUUCGAUUUUAUGUACCUCACCUAUUUAUCAGUGCCACAAUGGACACACACUCUGUUGAAGCUGCAAAGCAAGGGCACUCAGCAAAUGUCCCAGUUGUAUGCAGCAGCUUGGUGAAAGGUGUCUUGCACUGGAGAAGAUGGCCAGGUCACUUGAACUGCAUUGCAAGUAUGAGGAGUUUGGAUGCCCUGAGAUCAUCCCUGACUACACCAAGUGCAUACAUGAAGACUGUGUAACUUCCGGCCAUACAGCUGUCCAUGUUCUGGAUGGGAGUGCUCUGUUGUUGGGAUAUUCCGUUCCCUGUUUCUCACCUGACAGAUAGUACUGAUUUCAUGUCUUAUACCUAGACAUAGACUCUCUUUUUAUAA